Molecule: messenger RNA, 2711 nt
Organism: Colius striatus (speckled mousebird)
Lineage: Eukaryota; Metazoa; Chordata; Aves; Coliiformes; Coliidae
Gene: PDGFB
Product: platelet derived growth factor subunit B
Exons: 7
Coding region: 866-1687 (273 amino acids)
Biological process (GO): positive regulation of ERK1 and ERK2 cascade; positive regulation of phosphatidylinositol 3-kinase/protein kinase B signal transduction; positive regulation of cell population proliferation
Cellular component (GO): membrane
Molecular function (GO): platelet-derived growth factor receptor binding; growth factor activity
Source: RefSeq, a predicted model, not a curated record
GCCAGUUUAGUCUCUCUGGCAGCUCACACACUAAAAUAAAGACUCAUCGGCUCGCUCGCCUCCCUUUCAAUUUUACCUUUUCUGCUUUUUCCCCCCCUUCUCUUUCUUGUUGCAACAGAGCGCGGAAGGCAGCAGCGGCUCCGCUCUGAGGCUUGUCAAGGCUCACACACACCCGCACACACACACACGCACACACCCGCAACUCAGGGCGAAAAAACAUCUGCUCUCACCUGUCUCUAAAUCCCAAGCAAAGCUCACGUCCCAGCAAUCCGCCAGAAGGCACCCAAGCAAGAAUCUCCUGUAAGGGGAAGCCAUUCGAUGUACGCUAGCAACUUUUCCCUAAAAAGCAAGUGGGCGUGAAGAAGAAAAGGAGCAUUUUAAGAGAAAAAAAAAAAAAAAAAAAAGGACACCUCACGGAAGAUUUUGGUUUUCGGAUUGGUACCAAACUUUGGAAAAGUUGGGGGUUUUUUUGCUCAUUUUUUACUUAUUACUUUGUGCAUCUUUUUCUAAGAACGCUGAGUCGCUGCCACCUGCAUGUAAAAUCUUUUUCGUAUAUAUAUAUUUUUUUAAAGAGGAAGAAAGUCAAGAGGAAAAAUAGCAUGUGGGCCACCUAGCAGAAGGCAAUACCGAAGCAUCCUUUCCAGCGAGGGGGACGCAGCCUCUGGAUGCGUAUAAUUUCGAGGGACUGCGUUUGUUUUUCCACCGGGCUUAUGAGAUAGCGCAGAGGCAGGCGAGUCACCAAGAAUUACUCCUGUCUCCUCUCACUGCCACCAGCACCAGCACCUCCUCCUCUUCCGAAGCUCUCCUGCAACUCUCCCACCAGCAGCCCGGCUCGUAGGGGCGAUGGGAACGCGGGUCGCCCUCGAUGCCUGAGGCCGGGCGGCCGCAGGGUUCUCUGCGGGAAGCGCUUCCCUCCCGGGGCUCGCCGUCCAUGUGCCCGCAGCCGGCGGGGCCUGAAGUCGGGAUGAAUUUCGGCGUGGUCUUCGCAUUCAUCCUCUCCCUGCCCCUGGCCCGCCUGGAGGGGGACCCCAUACCUGAAGACAUUUAUGAGAUUCUGGGUGGCAGCUCAGUGCGAUCCAUCAGCGACCUCCAGCGUGCCCUGCGGAUAGACUCCGUAGAGGAAGAUAGCUCGAGCCUGGACCUGAAUGCAACUCAGUCUGGUCAAAUCCCAGUGGCCCUGUCUCGAGAGCGACGAAGCCUUGAUGCUCUGGCAGCAGCAGAGCCAGCUGUCCUGGCGGAGUGCAAGACGCGGGCCGUGGUCUUUGAAAUCGCCCGCAACCUGGUGGACAGCACCAACGCCAACUUCGUGGUGUGGCCGCCCUGCGUGGAGGUGCAGCGCUGCUCUGGCUGCUGCAACAACCGCAACGUGCAGUGUCGCCCCACGCAGAUCCGUGUCCGACAUGUCCAGGUGAACAAGAUUGAAUUUGUCCAGAAGAAGCCAAAAUUUAAAAAAGUCGUUGUGCCUUUGGAGGACCACGUGCAGUGUCGGUGCGAAGCAGUGUUCCGCCAGCCACCCCGCAGCAGCCGGCCGAGCCCGCGUGAGCAGAGACGCCCAGCCCCAGCCCACACCACCGCCGCCAUCUCGCAGAGGCAGCGAAUGCGCCGGCCGCCGGUGCAGAAGAGGAAACAUAAGAAGUACAAGCAUGUCAACGAUAAGAAAGUGCUGAAAGAAAUCCUCGUAGCAUAGAAGUGCUGGAAGGGGAGAGAGAGAGCACAAAGCAGGUUUAUUUAAUAUAUUUGCUGUAUUGCCCCCAUGGGGUCCUUGGAGUGAUAACUUUUCCUCUUUAUCCGUCUGCCUCGACGUCUGAUUCAGACGGCAAUUGGUGCUUCCCUUUCCAUCAGCGGACCUUCUCCCACCAAAGCCUCUCCCUUCUUUCAUUUACUAGCAUAACUUUCAAGUUUUACACACACAAGAAAAGGACAAACACGGCCUAUAUAUAGAAAUAUACGAGAAAAGAACAAAGUACAGAUAAACCCAUGAACCCCGACAGCCACAACACGUGACGAGGACAGGACAAUGCCUUCCCUGCUCCGGAGGACAGGGUGGAAAAAUGUGAAAAGGAAAGUGGGUCCAAUUUCUUCUGAGGGGAGAAGAAAACCAAACAGAGGGCAGGAGGGGAAUAUUCUCCCUUUCCUUCACGUUUCUGGCGAGGCUGGGGGGGCCCGGCUGCCAUCCACACUUGCACUGGACCUACUCUUUGAGAAAGGCCCGUCUCAGAUUGCAAGCGGCGACCGACGGUGGAAAAUGCACUAAGGACUUUGAUCCUCCUACCUGGACAGAUCUCUAUAUUUUUAAUGUGCGUGUGUAUAUUUUAUUCUUUAAAAAAAGAAAAGAAAGAAAAAAGAAAAACCAAAACCACUAAGAUACGCAACAUCUCGGGGAACAGAAUAGAAAACAAACCAAGAAGCCAAAUGCAUUCCCCCACUCCCUUUGCCCUCCUGCUCCUGGUGCUGACUGGAAGGCGUUCGGGCGGCAGGGAAGGAGUGGAGGGUGGUCUCCAGCCACCGACCCCUGCCCUUGCCCCUGCCCAGGGGAGCCAUCUUUGCACAUGCUGGUGGAGAAUUCGACUUUCCAGGCUUGGACUCGAUGUUGUUUUUUAAAUCUGCUCUGUAUGUGUGGGCGUGUAUAUACGUGUGUGUGUGUGUGUGUGCGCGUGUAUGUGUAUUUAUACAUACAUAUAUAAAUAUAUAUAUAUAUAUAUGUUCUGAAA